Pteronotus mesoamericanus is the source of this 4913-nucleotide messenger RNA. RefSeq names its product UBA like domain containing 1 (gene UBALD1). The transcript has 3 exons. Gene Ontology annotation, molecular function: protein binding. NCBI's taxonomy places the organism in Eukaryota, Metazoa, Chordata, Mammalia, Chiroptera, Mormoopidae. The coding region runs from base 110 to 646 and encodes 178 amino acids. The record is from RefSeq and is a predicted model, not a curated record.
AAUAUUUGUAUUAGCCAGAGCCGGCUCGCUAAUGGUGGACGCGUGAGCAGAGAAGCGCACGGCGGCGGGAGGCCGGAGCGGGCAUCGCGGCAGCGGCGGCGGCGGCGCCAUGUCCGUGAACAUGGAUGAGCUUAAGCACCAGGUCAUGAUCAACCAAUUCGUGCUGACGGCCGGCUGCGCGGCCGACCAGGCGAAGCAGCUGCUGCAGGCGGCCCACUGGCAGUUCGAGACGGCCCUCAGCGCCUUUUUCCAGGAGACCAACAUCCCCUACAGUCACCAUCACCACCAGAUGAUGUGCACUCCCGCCAACACCCCUGCAACGCCCCCAAACUUCCCCGACGCCCUCACCAUGUUCUCCCGUCUCAAGGCCUCUGAGAGCUUCCACGGUGGUGGCAGCGGCAGCCCAAUGGCCACCUCGGCCACGUCACCCCCACCGCACUUGCCCCACGCCGCCACCAGCAGCUUUGCAGCGCCCAGCUGGCCAAUGGUGGCAUCACCCCCAGGGGGGCCACAGCACCAUCAGCCUCAGCAGCCGCCCCUGUGGACUCCGGCGCCCCCUUCCCCGGCGUCAGACUGGCCACCUCUGGCCCCCCAACAGGCCACCUCAGAACCAAGGGCUCACCCUGCCAUGGAGGCUGAGAGAUAAGGGAGGCCCCUCCCCCCUCCCGGAGUCCUGGACCCCGUGGGGCGGGGGAGAAGACAUCUCCACGGGCCCCCUUUACCUUCCUCUGUCUUCUGCACCCCCUUGCCCUGGAGCCCUGGAGGGGAGAGACUGAACCCCCUGUGCCAGCACACAGGCUGCCUGCGAGUACACAGAAGUGCAGGCUCGUGGCACCCAGCUUGCAUGGAUUUGGUUCAGAGUCAUCUGGGUGCUGGUGGACAGAACUUCAGAGACCAAGCAGCCUUCCCCAGAGGACUCACCCACCUCAGGAGUCUGCGGAGACUUGCCUGGCUCCUGCCUUGGAGCUCCUUGGGGCUGGCAGACCUAGAUCCCCACCCUCGUGAAUGCAGAGCCUUCUCCGCAUGUGUGCGUGUGGCUGUGUCUGUAUUUAUACGUAUGUCACUAUUCAAGAAGCAACCUAGUUUAUGGGGCAGCUGGACUUUGCAUGUUAGAGUGAGCCCCUUGCCCGUCGCCCCCUUCCCCAGGGUCCUCUCCUCUCCCCAACCCCUCAGCAGCCAGCUUUGCCGUUCCUUGCAGAGAAAAGGAUUGUGGGAAACUCCAGGACUCUCCCCACCCAUCCCCCAGCGCCUGCCUGCUGGGACUGCCUGCAUGCCUCCCCCAGAGCCCAGGGGUACCCCAUACCCAUUUCCUACCCCCCUUUUGACAAAGGAGAAGAAAGAGUUCCAAACCACCACCAGGCUCUGUGGUCUUGCCUUGUAUCCUAAGCUUUGCUGCCAGCUGGCCCUGUGUGUGUGGAGGGUGGGGGGAGGGUGCAGACGGAGCCCAGAACAGAGGGCUGUCCUCCAGUCCUGCCUGGCUUCACACUGCUCCUGUGUGUUGCUGUCUUUUCAACCACAACAUGCUGUGGAAUCUUCCUGCCUACCAAAGGCUUUUCCCAUGAAGUUAAUUUCUGGCCUGUGUUCCCAGAAUCCCAGCCUCUGUCUGCCCACCCUUCCCCCUUCCUGGCUAGAGGGAUCCUGACUUCCAGGGCUGAGAACUGCCUUCCGGUUGGUCUGAGUUUCUCAUAAGGACCUUUUUUCCUGUCUCAGGGCCCCAGUAUUUGGCUGCAGGCUGGACCCUCAAGCCCAACCUCCAGCAAAUGUGCUGGGUGGGGCAGGGCCCUCCCCUGGGGAGACAGACCCCAGUGCCUGUAGUCUGCAGGCUUGGAUGCAGAGCCAGUGGGGACUAGUGACAGGGACACACCAGCCUGGGGCAGAGUCCAACCAGUGUUCAAACCAUUGGUCACUAAGGAGACAGGCCACCCAGGGGCAGUAGACAGUGGAUCCAGGCUGCUUCCAAGCUGGGCUGGAGCAGGUACCUAAUUGAGCCCCAAGGGAGAAGCCAGAUGCCUCACUCUGCCCUGGGCUGCCCACACUGGGGAAGAGGGUUCGUGUGGCCGCCUGCAGUUCCCCGCCAGCAGACCUCACUCCCUCAUCAGGAAGAACUCGGUUGGCAUCUCAGCCCUGUGUGGAUUGUGCUUGGGUUGAAGAGUUUCUUCUAUUUUCGAAGGUCUGCCGACAUGGCUCAACACCGCCAGCAGUCAUCUUGCUCCCAGAUACAGGGCUCAGCUUUCUGACAAGGAUGCCUUUGCCCUGCUGGAAUCUGGACAGGCCCUUCAUGAAGCCCACCUGGGAUGAUUGUUUACUCUGGUUGUCACUAAAGACUGACCGCUGGGUCCCCACUUGAGCUGUUGCUUACCCUCCUGAAAGUUUGUCCUCACCUUGAAACCCACUUUCCAACAGCCUCUCGGAGUCCAGAGAGGACAAGGUUCUUCCUGGGGUAUGUUGGGGUGCAGCUUCUCCAUUCUUUUGGAUGGAAGAAAAUCCUCAGGAAACUGGCACAGCCCCACUUCAAGUGGUAGGAAAAUUCUGGGUUUCCAGAUGUGUGAAGUGAGCAUGCUUGGGCUCUCCCAGAGAGCUGAUUACUGGGGUAGCUGUAUGGUUUGGAACCAUAGGAGGCAGUGCACCAUGUAGAAUUUGUAGUCCUGGACACACUGGGGCUUGACCCCAGGCAGGCCUACACAUGAGCCACACCCUCACUGUUCAAAAUGUGGUCCUCAGGCCCCAGUUUGAGAACUAUCUCUGUUAAGUGCUGGUCUGUUGGAGGCGAGGCCCAUUUCUGUUUCUGGGGGCCACAUUGGCUAGGCCUGGAGGUCCCAGAAGGUCACAUUAGUCUGGAAGGGACUUGAAGUUCCUGUAGAUACAGUUUUCCCAACCUGGGCACUGUGGACAUUGGUGCUGGAUCAAUGCCUACCAUGGGAGUAUCCUGUGUGCUGUGGACGUUCGGCCAGCGUCCCAGCCCCUACCGACUCGAUGCCAGUAGCACCGUCAUGUGACAACCAAAAAUGUCUAUAGACAUGGCAAAAUGCCUCUGCCGGCUCUGAAAAAGAAUCUUUUCACACCCCCAAACUCGGGCCCACCAUGUCAGAAUCUCAGGGGAGGCCCCAACAGUAUAGUUUUAAAAACACUCCCAAGAUAUUGCUGAUUGACUUGUCAACAAACUAAAAGCCAUUCGACUGCACACUUCAAAAGGGUGGACUUUGUAGUGUGUUCAUUAUGUAAAAGCUGUUAUUAAAGGUAAAAUAGCUCCCAAGUGCUACCACGAUGGCACAAAUUUACAGAGCAAGAGAGUUCCCUGGGUCCUUGAGGCUACUGUUCUGGAGGAGGGCCCAGCGAUCUGAUUUUUAAUAAGUGCCCCAGGCAAAGUGGGACGCAGAAAAGGAGGAAGCAGAGGGCAGGGCAGGAGCUGCACCUGGGGACUCAUGUACUUUCCAACAGUGCAGAGAGAGACCUGCCAGGUAUGUCUGGGGCUCCCUGUCAGCAUCUCAAAGCAAGGGAGUGGCUGCAGAAGUGAGCCAGACACACUGAAGGGGAGCCAGAGGUGGGCCUGCAUAGCUGCCAUAGGCCCUCAAAAUUCGAGUGUGACACGGAGAACCUGGAACCUUCCUUAACUUCCCCAUGCCUGGAAGCUCAGGAGCAAAGCUGACGGCAUCAAUAAUCGUCCACUACAUAUUCCAGUAUGAACUGGCUAAAAAGCAAAGGUGCUGGUAUAUGAAUGGAACAGAUAUUUACAGCCAGGUUUAGCUGAGUCUCAGAUGGCUCUCGGGAACCUCCUGGGAAAACCAGCCUUAUUACCUCAAAGUCUAGCCUCUUCUGGGCUUGGACAUCUGCAUGAUGACCAGACUUGUGCUCCAGAUGAUUGUUCCAAAGUUCCACUCUAAAAAACACUAUUUGCAUCCAUGAAGUUGCUUAGAAGAAUGUGAUUUGAGUUCUGCGUGUCUCAUUUCUCAAGAGGGGAUGUGACAGCAUGUAGGACCGAAGAUUUGGCCUCCAGUGGUGACAACAGGUAGCUGUGCCCUCUGGUCUGCCAUUAAAAGAUUGGGGCAUGGUUAUCUUAGGAGGUGGCAAACCCACAGUCCCCUAAUGUGUGCUGUUUGGCUUGCAUGGUGGUUUGGUGUAUGUGUGUGUGUGUCUCGUCUGCCAACAUUUUCAAAUUAGGAGAGUUUACAUCAAAAGCCUCACUUCUGGCUUAUCUUGGAAAUUUGUAAUAUUGCCCAAGUUCCCAUAAAAGCCACAACUGGCUGAAGCUGACCAUCUCGGUGGGGACACAGCUUGCCUAUGGCCAGCCAGCCUACUCCACUGGCUGCCAGCCUGUGUGUGUUCAACUCUCAUCUUGGAAUCGGCUGAAGUCUCUGAAAGGGAUCUUGCUUUCCCCAGGGGAAGCUUUUGAAGUAAGUGCCCUGCUCUGUGGGGUGGAGGAGCACCUGAUAGAUGAAUGAUGACUCUAAAAUGCUGUCCGUGGGCAGGCAGGGCUCCUCCUUUAUACAGCUUUAAAGAAAGAAGGGCUCGUUCCCCUGCAGUAUUCUCUGGACAACAGGGAUGCUCCCAGGGCUGCCGAAGGUCCCCAGGGUCUUUCUGGGGUUCUCUGAGAACACAUGUGCCGCUGAAGAAAACCACGCUGUUGCUGAGGCUGGCUCCCAAAGCUGGCGGGCGGGGCCGCUGUGGCACUGGAGGUCUCUGAGGGGCUUUUCAUAGCAGGACUCAUCAGAGGACAGACUGGCUUUGAGUGGUGGCUCCCCUGGUCAGUGUUGGGGAGGCUGCCUGGGUUGGCCAAAAUGAGAUAUUUUGAGGCAAAGCUAUUUCCAGUUCCUGCAUUUGGAAAGGUCUCUGGUUGCUUAGGCACAGCUUAUGACUGGGCAAUACAUGUAUUUCAAAUGAGCCUUAAAAGAACACCACUCUUUUAGGGGUGGGGG